This is a messenger RNA of Dermochelys coriacea (leatherback sea turtle), 7409 nucleotides long. RefSeq names its product collagen and calcium binding EGF domains 1 (gene CCBE1). NCBI's taxonomy places the organism in Eukaryota, Metazoa, Chordata, Testudines, Dermochelyidae. The transcript has 11 exons. Gene Ontology annotation, molecular function: calcium ion binding. The record is from RefSeq and is a predicted model, not a curated record. The coding region runs from base 603 to 1817 and encodes 404 amino acids.
CUGCCCCCCCCCCGCAACAUCUGGCUACCCCAGCGUCUGCCUGGUUCUCAACCCCCCCCCCGCUACCCCUCUCUGCCCCCCCCCGCAACAUCUGGCUACCCCAGCGUCUGCCUGGUUCUCAAACCCCCCCCGCUACCCCUCUCUACCCCCCCCCCGCAACAUCUGGCUACCCCAGCGUCUGCCUGGUUCUCAACCCCCCCCCGCUACCCCUCUCUGCCCCCCCCGCAACAUCUGGCUACCCCAGCGUCUGCCUCAUCUCCGAGCCCCCCCCAGCUGCCCCUGCCGCCUCUGCAACAUCUAGAUACCGCCAGCCUUUGCCUCGUCCCCUAGCUGCCCCUGCCUGCCCCCUCUGCAACAUCUGGCUACCACGAUCCUCACUGCCAGCGCCUCUGGCGAGGGCUCCCCAGCCCCCGGGAACCGCUGCCUGCCCCCGGUGGAACAUCUGGCGGCCGGGGCCGCUCCUCUCCACGUCCCCCCGCUGACAUCUGGCCGCCGCAGGGGGCCGCUCUCCUCCUCGGCGGGCGGGGUGGGCAGGGGCUGCGGCGCGGCUCGGCUCGGCUCUCGGAGGAGGCCGAGGGAGCUGCGGAAGCAGAGGCCGCCCGAUGGUGCUGCAGAGCGGCCCGGGAGAGGCAGGGCGGCGGCGGCUGCCCCGGAGCCUGGCUGCCCUGCUCCUGCUCCUGCUCCUGGCUCUGGGGCACACCUGGACCUACCGGGAGGAGCCCGAGGAGCGCGACAGGGAGGUUUGUUCCGAGAACAAGAUCGCCACCAGCCGGUACCCGUGCCUGAAACCCAGCGGCGAGCUGGCCACCUGCUUCAGGAAAAAAUGCUGUAAGGGUUAUAAAUUUGUUCUUGGACAGUGCAUCCCCGAAGACUACGAUGUGUGUGCAGAAGCUCCGUGUGAACAGCAAUGCACAGAUAACUUUGGACGUGUCCUUUGUACAUGUUAUCCUGGAUACCGGUAUGACCGUGAGAGACACAGGAACAGAGAGAAACCCUACUGCCUAGAUAUCGAUGAGUGUGCCACAAACAAUGAGACUCUCUGCUCUCAAAUCUGUGUCAACACCUUGGGUAGUUACAGAUGUGAAUGUCAUGAAGGCUAUAUCCGAGAAGAUGACGGGCGGACUUGCAUCAAAGGAGACAAAGCCGGGCUUUCUGAGAAGGCUGACAACGUGGUGAAAGCAGGAACCUGUUGUGCCUCUUGUAAGGAAUUUCACCAGAUAAAGCAGACGGUUUUACAACUAAAGCAAAAGGUUGCUUUGCUACCAAACAACGCUGCUGACCUUAGCAAACAAAUCACUGGUGAAAAGGUGCUUGCAUCUAAUGCCUAUAUACCAGGCCCCCCUGGGCAACCAGGACACCAAGGCCCUCCAGGGGCCCCGGGACCAAAAGGAAGUCCAGGAUUUCCUGGCUCACCUGGACCUCCAGGCCAGCCAGGUCCUAGAGGAUCAAUGGGACCCAUUGGACCAUCGCCUGACAUAUUACAUAUUAAGCAGGGCAGACGGGGCCCAGUGGGUCCGCCGGGGGCACCAGGGAGAGAUGGUACCAAGGGGGAGAGAGGAGCACCAGGACCAAAAGGGCCACCUGGCCCACCAGGCUCAUUCGAUUUUCUGUUGCUGAUGAUGGCAGACAUCAGAAAUGACAUUGCUGAGCUGCAGGAGCGAGUGUUUGGACACAGGACUCACUCAUCAGCAGAGGAGUUUCCAUUACCUCAGGAAUUUACAAACUAUCAUGACACAGUAGACUUUGGCUCUGGAGAGGACUACAAGCAAAGGAUUGCACCCAAAGACUCUAGGAUGCACAAAACAGCCCAUCAUUAGCUAGGUUUGGUUAUAUACAGCAAAGAGAAAUGUUCAGAGUUGUAUAGUAUAAAAAUGCACUGAUGAUGUAAAAUAUAUAUAUAAUUUUCCAGUUUUCUCUUUUCUUGUCCCCAUGUACUGUAGCUUUCUGUAUUUACAGAGACAUCUACUAGUGGUGGUUACAUACAUUCCAGCCUGUGUCAGUUUUUAUGCUUCGUGUAUGUAGACAUUAUUGUAAUAGAAAUUAGUUGGCUAACUGUCAGUCCGAAGUGUCAUACAAUGAGGUCUAAGGUAAAGCUGGGAGAUGCAUGGGUCCUAAAACUACUUCUGCUUAUCCCUUAAAAAUACCCCACUGCUCAUCCAGUGUAGGCAGUCGGAUCUAUUCAGCAAUAGAUUUCUGGCUGUGCAAUGAGAGAAUAUGGUCUAUACGUGAUGUGGGGGUGGGAAAGGGAGCAGGAAAUUUACUAAGAGGAAGAACUGGUGUGAAUGAGACAAGUUUGCUGAUUUAUACAGAUAAAAUCAACCAACUCUUGGUGGUGGCAAAAUGACUGUCAGGUUCAGUUAUCUGAAAGGAGUGGCAAUAUACAUUGUGGAUGACUUGGGGUACACUAACUGAUUCUGAUCUCACUUACACCCGUGAAAGUCAUCCCAUUGAAUUCAAUGGUGAUACACUGAUGUAAAUGAGAUCAGAACGAGGCCUAAUGUUUGCAAAAGAAUUUUCAUCCAAUUUGUUUCUACAGACUAGCACUAGCAUCUGCUGUCUGCGUUGGAGGUAACUGACGUUCUUCUAAGUGUAAUAUGUCACAAGAAUCUUUGACUCAGUAUAUAAUGAAGAGCAGUGAUUAAAGGAGUACAUAUGACCAAACACUGUAGCUGGUGCUUGGGAUGGCAUGGGUGAACUCUGAAGAAAGUCACAUCGCUGCCCUGGGGCCAGAGAGAAAAUCAUUGUUUGAAAGCGGGAUUGAAGAAUUAAUAGGGAACUCAUUCCUCACACUUUUCCAUACUGAAAAGUUGGAUCAACAAGUUAGUGUACCCCUAGUCAUCUACAACAUAUAUUACCUCUCCUGGCAGAUUAUUGAACCUGGCAGGCACUUUGCCACCAUUAUAGUCUACACAGUUUUUCCAGUGCAUUAAGCACAAGCAUUUUAUUUGCAUGGUUCCUCUUACUACAGUACUUGUAGUGUUAAGAAGACAGCUUCCCUGUGACAAAUGCAAAAGAAAACCCCUCAUUGCUCCACUUCAUCUUCAGGACUUGUGUGUUCUCCCUAGAGCAAGUAUGGACAGUGAUAUAAGCAGCAUCUUUCCAAGAUGCGUGGGUUGGUUGGGGCUUUUUUUUGGGAGGAGGGGGUCUCCUCUCCAGAGGGCAACUACUAUAAUUCCUAUACCUGUAGUACUGUCCAUGUUGGCUACCCUGCAAUUAAAAAGCCCUGGCUGGUCCAUGCUAGCUGACUCGGGCUCGCAGGGCUCAGGCUAAGGGGAUUUUUAACUGCAGUGUAGAUAUUCAGGCUCAGGCUGAACCCCGAGCCUGAACAUCUACACCACAGUUAGCCCGAGUCAGCUGUCACGGGCCAGUCACAGGUGUCUAAUUGCAGUAUAGACAUACCCAUACUAUAUUAACCAUGUAGUUCAAACCCUUAAUAUUAGCCCUGCAGUGUGUCAGCAAAGGAGCAGGGAAUCUCAGGAAAUCUUGAAAUUUGCAAAAUUUCUUUGCAAAUUAUCCUCAGAUACCUUUUCAAUUCCUUCCAAUGGGUAUAUUUCUGCAGAUCAUAUACAAUAAGUUUUUUCUUCAUUCCUGUUUUCUUGAUCUUGUGUGUAUAUCCCAAAUUAAAAAGAACUGACUACAUAAUCAGUAAAGAUUAGGCUAAUUACACUAGCUCAUGGACCUUCAAUGCUCUGAAGAGUUUUGUGAGCUGCAGAUUGAAAUAUUUUGAGAACCAAGCAGUGGGGGUUAGGGUUGUGGGAAGGAAGGUGUGUCCAGAAGUGGAAUAAUCUUUGAGUCAGCAUAAUGGAAGACCUAAACCAGUGUUAGGUGAGCUGUAUAUGGCCCACUUAGGGCUUGUGUUCACUUACCAGGGAAUGGACAUGCGGCGAUCAAUCCACCAGGGGUUGAUUUAGUGGGUCUAGUGAAGACCCACUAAAUCAACCACCAGUCGCUCUCCCGUUGACUCUGGUACUCCACCGGAAUGAGAAGUAUAAGGUAAGUCGAUGGGAGAGUUUCUUCCAUUGACCCAGUGCAGUGUGAACACCUCAAUAAGUCGACCUAAAGUACGACAUUAUUCACGUGCUGGAGUUGUGUAAUUUAGGUUGACUUAGCCCCGUAGUGUAGACCUUCCCUUAGUUAAUUUCAUGAAGGUAACUAUUUAUAGUCACAAUCUUAAACUAUAUAUAUACCCAUACAUCCAAUUAUGUCAUGCACUUAACCUGCUGGAUCAGGUUGAUACUCUCCAUACAUUAAUAAGCUGCAGGGUUUUUUGGAACACAAACUACUGAACAGGAUGUUUUGGAAAUCAAUCAAGAUUUUUUGCCCCCAAAGAAAAUGUGAUCUAAAAUAAGGCAUUGGUUUUAGUUCUAGGCUUUGCUUUUUCAGUUCUAGGAAAACAACAAAUUAAAGCUUCUGGACACCCAAAGGGACAGAUUGCCCUGGUGUGCAGCAAUACCCAUGGGAGGAGAAUUCUGACCCUGAAUCAGGAAGUUGCUUAAGCACAUACCUAACUUUAAGUGUGCAAGUAGUCCCAUUGACAUCCAUGGGGAUUACUAAACACAUGUUUAAGUACCUUCCUGAAUCUGGGCCUUAGUACGGUUCCCCUAGUGGAAUGUCCAUCAUGUCACUUCAAUUAGUUGGGCACAAGGUUUUCUGCAGGUCCUUGCCCCCAGUGGAACAGGCAUGGGGAUGAGCCCCCACAACCUGUGUAUAGGGCUCUUCCAGGGGCCAAGGCCAUCCAUGCCUCUCCCACUCAUACAAUCAUAGAAGAUAGGGUUGGAAGAGACCUCAGGAGGUCAUCUAGUCCAACCCCCUUCUCAAAGCAGGACCCACCCCAACUAAAUCAUCCCAGCCAGGGCUUUGUCAGGCCUUAAAAACCUCUAAGGAUGGAGAUUCCACCACCUCCCUAGCAUUCCAGUGCUUCACCACCCUUGUAGUGAAAUAGUUUUUCCUAAUUUCCAACCUAGACCUCCCCCACUGCAACUUGAGACCAUUACUCCUUGUUCUGUCAUCUGCUACCACUGAGAACAGCCCAGUUCCAUCCUCUCUGGAACCCCCCUUCAGUAGUUGAAGGUUGCUAUUGAAUCCCCCCUCACUCUUCUCUUCUGCAGACUAAAUAAGCCCAGUGACUAAAUAAGCCAGGCUCUCCUCAUAAAUCAUGUGCUCCGGUCCCCUAAUCAUUUUUGUUGCCCUCUGCUGGAUUCUCUCCAAUUUGUCCACAUCCUUUCUGUAGUGGGGGGCCCAAAACUGGACACAAUACUCCAGAUGUGGCCUUACCAGUGCCGAAUAGAGGGGAAUAAUCACUUCCAUCGAUCUGUUGGCAAUGCUCCUACUAAUGCAGCCCGAUAUGCUGUUAGCCUUCUUGGCAACAAGGGCACACUGCUGACUCAUAUCCAGCUUCUCAUCCACUGUAAUCCCCAGGUCCCUUUCUGCAGAACUGCUGCCAGCCAGUCGGUCCACAGCCUGUAGUGGUGCAUGUGAUUCUUCUGUCCUAAGUGAAGGACUCUGCACUUGUCCUUGUUGAACCUCAUCAGAUUUCCUUUGGCCCAAUCCUCCAAUUUGUCUAGGUCACUCUGGGCCCUAUCCCUACCAUCCAGCAUAUCUACCACUCCCCACAACGUAGUGUCAUCCGCAAACUUGUUGAGGGUGCAAUUCAUCCCAUCAUCCAGAUCAUUAAUGAAGAUGUUGAAUAAAACCGGCCCCAGGACCAACCCCAGGGAACUCUGCUUGAUACCUGCCAAUUAGAUAUUGAGCCAUUGAUCACUCCCCGUUGAGCCCAACGAUCUAGCCAGCUUUCUAUCCACCUCAUCUGUGGCAGCCCAGUUCUGGGGAAGCUGUGCUGAAUGGGCUUCCCUCUUUGGCCACUCCCCUUGUGGCAUCCUUAAAAGGAGGAUAACCAUGGAAAAUGUUAGGUGGGCUAAGGUGUUACUUCUUGAGCAAACGCCAUGUAGUUCUCUGGGGUAGGAGAUUUAACUGAGCAGUACUUCUGGUCUCAUCCUUGGGCUUCCUUCUCCCCCCGCCCCUCCCCACCAUGGAUUCACAACCCCACAGAGGGUCUAGGUUGGGUCCCAGGGACUGGGGGAUGGUGCUAUUGAGCAAGGUCUGCCAUUUUCACAUUGCAGCAGGAGUUCCUCUGGCAGGGUGACCUCUUCUGGGAUGAUCUAGCCCUAGGUGUGCUUACAGAGCAGAGAUCUUUGGGAGGGACCUUCUUAUAUUUUCAGUUAAGCAUAUGAUAGUUUUCAUCAUAAAGGAGUUGUAGCAGUAAUUGUUCAGUUUUGGAUUCUGAAAGAGAGACUUAUAUACAUAUACACGCACACAAAUCCUCAGAUAAAAAAGGUAAGGUAUUUUCUGUGACUUAUUUGAAGCAUUGAAAAUCCAAAUAAGAUAAAUCGAUUCAGGACGAGGUUUUUUAAAUUGUAAAUUACUUGCUCCUUUAUAAUUCUUAAAAUGACAAAAAAAACCCCAAAAACAAGAUCUCAACAUACGGAUAUAGCAACAGUCACCCUUCUGGCUAGUUUCAUUAUUUAGUCUCAUGCACAUGACAACUUUUGUUUCAUCAGCUAAAUACCAUGUAUAAUUUUAUUAGAAAGAAAUAUUAUUUUGAUGAAUUAAAAAUGUGCUAAGUUUAAAAGAGAAGGAUACUAAGGUGAAAAGUUCAUUAUUUUAUUAAUAUUGGAAAUAAAUAUUUAAUUGAAACAUUUUUAGACAUAUGUAGUGAUGGGCAGAAUUCUUAUCAUUAAUGGGUUAGUAUUAGUUUUUAACAAAAUUAGAUCAACAAAGCUGGAAGAAAUUUUUGACUCUCCCAACAAUAAAGUCAAUAUGAGAUUAGCCAUUCAUGUAAAGCUAGAAUAGUAAAGCAAAAAGUACAGCCUGAAAAUGUUCAGUGUAGUCAUGGUAAAUCAGAAAAUCAUGGGGAAAAAAAAAGUUGAAGUAGCAUUCAAGUAAUAGCUUGUUGGUAUCACAGUGUAAAAGAGUCUCUAAUCAAGUCACUUCCUGGUUGUAUUUCAUAGUUAAUAAAUUAGAACCCCAUUGACGUCAUGAAAGAUGAGAAUUGGGUCCAUGAAUUUGUUUUUAAUUUGCCAGGACUCACAAUUUUGUUCCAGUUACACAUUUUGUACACCGCUCGUGUUAUUUAUAAUAAGUAUAUGAAAUACUAAGAUGCAUAUAAAGUUGAUUAUAUGAUGUACUCUUAAUAACAAAGAUAUUUUUUUAUGCUGUUGGGAGUUGCUUUUGUUACAAAUCUUUUCCCUGAAACUUUCCAGGUUUUGUUUUGGUAAAAACAAAAUGACUAGGAGCUACAAAAGAAUAUCAGCCCCCUGAAACAUGAGUCAGAUUCCUGUUUAUUAUUUCACACGUAACAAAGUGUGUUAUACAGGCCCUUCUGUAUCAAAAUAGAGAUUUACUAAAUCUUU